This is a messenger RNA of Bicyclus anynana (squinting bush brown), 1385 nucleotides long. Its product is annotated as cystathionine gamma-lyase. Gene Ontology annotation, biological process: transsulfuration. The record is from RefSeq and is a predicted model, not a curated record. Lineage: Eukaryota; Metazoa; Arthropoda; Insecta; Lepidoptera; Nymphalidae. Gene Ontology annotation, cellular component: cytoplasm. The transcript has 8 exons. Gene Ontology annotation, molecular function: pyridoxal phosphate binding; cystathionine gamma-lyase activity. Bases 154 to 1356 code for a protein of 400 amino acids.
ACGAACUAUUAAUCUGUGAUUGCAAGUUAUACCGUAAAUAGCACCGACUACAUUGUAACAAAGUAUAAGUGCAGUCACCUUGCGUAGAAGCAGGAAUAGAUACUUAAGUAGGUACCUGUCUUUAUUGUGCUUCAGUGUUCGAUAUAGUAAAUAAUGGAUGAUCAAGGCUUUCUCAAGCAAAAACCCGGUUUUGCCACGACAGCAAUCCGCAGUGGCAUUGAACCGGAUAAGUAUUCAGGAGCAGUGGUCGCUCCUAUAGUCACAUCCACUAUAUUCAAGCAGCAACCACCACCCGGGCACAAGGGAUUUAUUUAUGGCAGGUCUGGCAACCCAACCAGGUACACAUUACAAGAAUGUUUGGCUUCACUUGACGGCGGAAAAUAUGGUCUAACAUUUUCGUCAGGAUUGGGAGCAACGACAAGUAUUGUAUCCCUACUCAGCAAUGGAGAUCACAUACUGUCCAGUGAUGAUUUGUACGGUGGCACCAAUAGAUUGUUCAGACAAAUAGCUGAGAGGUUUGGAAUUCAUACAACAUUUGUCGAUUUUACCAAACUGGAAAUGCUAGAGAAAUCGAUCAAGGAAAACACAAAGAUGAUAUGGAUAGAAACACCAACGAAUCCGCUGUUAAAAGUAGUUGACAUAUCUGAAAUCUCAAAAAUAGUAAAGCAACACAACAAAGAGAUAAUGAUAGUAGUUGACAAUACAUUUCUAACUCCAUACUUGCAACGACCCCUCGACCACGGGGCCGAUGUCGUCAUGUACUCCUUAACCAAGUACAUGAACGGACAUUCAGACGUUGUGAUGGGGGCGGCGGUUAUGAAUGACGUUGAAAUUGAGAAGAGACUCCGUUUCCUGCAAGUUGCUAUGGGAAUUGUACCAUCGCCUAUGGACUGUUACUUAGUAAGUAGAAGUCUGAAGACUUUGGCUCUCCGCAUGGAACAGCACAAGAAGUCUGCACUAAUGAUUGCCGAGUGGAUGCUGAAACAUCCAAAAGUUACUGAAGUUUUACAUCCAGGUUUGCCAUCACACCCACAACACAACAUAGCAAAAAAGCAAAUGACAGGUCACUCAGGCGUUUUCAGCUUCAGACAUUCCCGCGGGCUCAAAGAAUCACGAAAAUUUCUCAGUUCCCUAAAAGUGUUUACACUAGCUGAAAGCUUAGGAGGGUACGAGAGUUUGGCGGAGUUACCAUCCCUGAUGACGCACGCCUCAGUGCCUGAAGACCAAAGGGCGGAGCUGGGCAUUACCGACGCACUCGUGAGACUGUCCGUCGGUCUGGAAGACACUGAAGAUCUCAUCGCAGAUUUGGAUCAAGCGUUUACUGUCGCAUUUCAACAACGAAUUCUUGAACUGUAAAUAAAACAAGUUGAUUAAAAUAAAUCAAA